CUUGCAGCACUAUCAGCUGGUAGACUUUUUGCCAUCGUGAGCAAAAGUUUCAAUUUAUUUUAACAAUUAAAAACAGUAAGCUUGCAAAAUGGUUUUAACUAGCGAACAGGUGCCACAGGCUGACGUCCAGACUUUGAAGAGCAAACACAAGAAGCAAAGGCAACGCAAUCGACCGCGCAACAAACGAAAUCGCCUGGAAGAUAACCAUCUAACGACUCCAGAGACCUCAGCCACCGAUUCUGCCAGUGCAAUGCCAGGAACUCAGGAUGCAGUGGCCUCGGAGAAGACGCGGGACCAAGUAAUGGCCGAGAGGGAGGCCAAAAAGCUGGCCAAGCAGGCCAAGAAACAGAAUAAGGCUCCGACUCCUGCCUUUCCCGCUGCUUCCGCUACUCCGGCCACCAAAAUCAUCACCGAGGUGGAGCAGACGACCAUCACCACCAAGCUGACUACAACCACCACAACCAAAGCCCAGGAGAAAGUAGAUUCACUCACUCCAAAGACAGCUCCGCCUGCGGUGGUAAAUGGCAAGGAUGCGGAGGCGGGUGAAAAGUCGAGGGAGCAGAUCAAGGCAGAUCGCGAAGCCAAGAAGGCGGCCAAAAAAGCUGGCAAGGGCGCAGGAGCCAAAGUGGAGGCCACCACCCAACAGUUGACUGAUCUAAAAGUUUCGGAUAAAGCUCCAGCUCCAGCUAAAAUUGCUCCUCCAGCCACAGAAAAUGAUCAGGAAAAGAAAAAGCCAGCACUCAGCAAGGCAGAAAGACGCGCCAUUCAAGAAGCCCAACGAGCAGCCAAGGCCCAAGGACAGGCUAAAAAACCGCAGCCCGCUGGCCAGGCACCUCCUCCCUCCGCUGCCCCGAAGGAGCCUAAGCGGGAGAGCGUCUCCCCCACAAAAGCGGCCACAAGCAGCUCUCCCAGCAAGUGUCCAGCAAGCACUCCAAGCGGAGAUUGCCGGGUAAAGCUGUUCAACCACCUGGUGUGCGCCAAGGAAGAUAGCCAUUUCAUCAACGAUCCGCUCGUGCAUCCGAGCAUAGCGCGACUGGGUGUCCAGUAUGCCAAGCGCACGGUGGUGGGGUCCAACGCGCGAUGCAUCGCCUUCCUGCACGCCCUGCGCCAGGUGGUGCACGAUUUCGAGACGCCCGCCAAGAAGGAGUUCGGUCGCAGCUUAGACGCUGCUGUGAAACACCACGUAGACCACCUGCACAAGUGCCGACCGCUGGCCGUGUCCGUGUCCAAUGCCUACAAACAGUUUAAGAACCAACUAACACAGCUACCAGCAGAUAUUCCAGAGACGGAGCUUAAGGAACUCCUCGGCCACUUUAUCGAUACUUAUAUUGAAAACCAAAUCGGCAAGGCAGCCCAAGCAAUCAGCGGCUUCCUGCAGGAGAAAAUCACCGAUGGCGAUGUGCUGCUGACCUUUGCCUGCUCCUCGCUGAUCCAGUUCAUCUGCGAGGAGGCCAAGCGGCGCAAGGUGGCCUUCCGGGUGAUUGUGGUCGAUUCCCGGCCCGGAUGCGAAGGUCAGGAGAUGCUGCGCCGACUGCACGCCUAUGGAAUCCCAUGCACCUACGUGCUGAUCAAUGCCGUGGGCUAUGUGAUGGCGGAAGCCACCAAGGUUCUGUUGGGAGCGCACGCCCUGCUGGCCAACGGCUAUGUGAUGGCGCGCACAGGAACCGCCCAGGUGGCCCUGGUGGCCAAUGCCCACAAUGUGCCAGUGCUCGUGUGCUGCGAGACGCACAAGUUCAGCGAGCGCUUCCAGACUGACGCCAUCGUCUACAACGAGUUGAGCGAUCCCAACCAACUGGUGCGCGGCGACAAGUGCCAGUUGAACAACUGGAAGGCCAAGGGCAAGCUGAUGCCCCUCAACCUCAACUACGACAUUACUCCGCCGGAGCUGGUGAGUGCGGUGGUCACCGAAGUGGCCAUCCUGCCAUGCACCAGUGUCCCGGUCAUUCUGCGCAUCAAGCCCGACAUUGGCUACUAAAUCCGACUUCUUCGAUCGCUUCACUCGCAGUUGUUGAAUAAAUAAGUUUUAUUACACUUUGAUCAAAUCGAUAAACAA
Molecule: messenger RNA, 2053 nt
Organism: Drosophila biarmipes
Lineage: Eukaryota; Metazoa; Arthropoda; Insecta; Diptera; Drosophilidae
Gene: eIF2Bdelta
Product: translation initiation factor eIF-2B subunit delta
Exons: 5
Coding region: 89-1975 (628 amino acids)
Source: RefSeq, a predicted model, not a curated record